Molecule: messenger RNA, 222 nt
Organism: Protopolystoma xenopodis
Lineage: Eukaryota; Metazoa; Platyhelminthes; Monogenea; Polystomatidea; Polystomatidae
Source: the annotation of a GenBank genome assembly
AUGCGUAGUGGCUCCGACGUACAUAAAGCAGCUGGACUCUUUUAUGCUGGGAUUAUGAUGAUGGUUCGCUAUGCUUAUGGUCAGGCUUGUUUGUUGGAUCCUACAGAGGAAUUGACAUCGACUGAUCCGCCAGAUUCCAGCCCGAUGCACCGGUGCCUUGUCACAAAAUGGCCCACCAUUCGUAUAACCUGGGAGGGGGACAGCGUUCCCUCGCUUAAUUAA